CUUUGAUACUCCAAUUGUGAAAUGGGGAAAGACAGAGGACACCAACUUCUACAUAAUCCCAUGCAACCGUCUAGUGGCCCCAGCAAUUGUCGUGCCCAAUCUACUAGAACAGCAGCCUCAAGGGAACGUUGCCAAUGCCAAUGCAAGGAGAACCUACAAGAAACGCAGAGCCAAAUUGAUGCAAGAACCUGGAAAUGAACCACUUGGAGAUGGAUAUUUUGUUGUGGACAAUCAAGAACAAAUGGCCCAGAGGAUGGAGGAAUUGAUAGACGACAUAAUGGAAAGGGAUUAG
Messenger RNA from Cylindrotheca closterium, 292 nucleotides. The record is from the annotation of a GenBank genome assembly. Lineage: Eukaryota; Bacillariophyta; Bacillariophyceae; Bacillariales; Bacillariaceae.